Molecule: messenger RNA, 2212 nt
Organism: Sarcophilus harrisii (Tasmanian devil)
Lineage: Eukaryota; Metazoa; Chordata; Mammalia; Dasyuromorphia; Dasyuridae
Product: cytochrome b ascorbate-dependent protein 3
Exons: 6
Coding region: 221-949 (242 amino acids)
Cellular component (GO): lysosomal membrane
Molecular function (GO): oxidoreductase activity
Source: RefSeq, a predicted model, not a curated record
GAAGUUAUCUGCAGGGAGGUUAAGAGGCUGGACUCCAUUCUCCAGGCUGCCUCGCGCGCGACCGGAAGUUCUCUCAGGGAAGAGGCCGUCUGGAUGAGGGGGAAACGAGAAGACUCCAUCACCCUAACUAAUCCGCGCGAAGCCGGAAGUUCUGGUAAACUAGAAAAAAGGGAGAGGCGGGGCAGCUCUCCAGCUCUUUGGAGGCGGUCUCGGGAGCGCGAUGGCCAGGGGCCAGUUUUAUGUCUUCUCCCUGGUCCUGGGCACCCUGGGCUCCCUCUGCCUGCUCUUCGUGAUCUACUGGGUGCAGCACUGGCGUGGCGGCCUUGCCUGGGAUAACAGCAGCCUCCUGUUCAACUGGCACCCGGUCCUGAUGGUGGCUGGCAUGGUGGUGGUCUAUGGGGCGGCCUCGCUGGUGUACCGCCUGCCCCAGUCCUGGGUAGGGCCCAAGCUGCCCUGGAAGCUGCUCCACGCCGCGCUGCACCUGGCGGCCUUCAUGCUGGCUGUGCUGGGGCUGGUGGCCGUCUUCAGCUUCCACCAGCACAAGAAGAUCGCUCAUCUCUACUCCCUGCACAGCUGGCUGGGGAUCGCGGCCGUGACCCUGUUCGCCGGCCAGUGGCUCCUGGGCUUCUCCGUCUUCCUGCUGCCCUGGGCGUCCCAGGGCCUGCGCAGCCUCCUCAAGCCCGCCCACGUCUUCUUUGGGGCCACCAUUCUGACCCUGUCCAUGGCCUCGGUCCUCUCCGGAAUCAACGAGAAGCUCUUCUUCAGCCUGAAGAACACGACGGCCCCCUACUCCAGCCUCCCUCCGGAGGCCUGCUUUGCCAACUUCACCGGGAUGCUGGUGGCCGUCUUCGUGGUGCUCGUGCUCUACGUGCUCCUGGUCUCGUCCUGGAAGCGGCCUGAGCCGGGCCUCCUGGCGGACAGACAGCCCCUGCUGCAGGAAGCGCAGUGAGCCCUGAGGGCGCCGGGAGCAGUGGCCUUGUCCCUCCUCCCUGGGCCCUGCUCCGCGGGGGCCCAGACUCCGCCCCUCUGCUUGUCCCGCUCGCUGAUUCGGGCCAUCUGCUCCCCGGCAGCGCCAGCUCCUGUCCUCCGGGCCUUCUCGGGCCUCCCGGGAGUCCCUGCUCGUUUGUCCCUGUGCCAGCUCCGUCGUGCGAAGGCUUGUCCACAUCUGUUACCUCCUCCUGGGUGGUGGCAGCGCCCCCUCUGCCCCCCCCACUCUGGGCCUGAGUGUGGCUGGGCCCACAAUCCUGGGGGGGUGGGAGGCCCUCUGCUCUCUCCCAGCCCUUGGCAGAGCAGCAGGGGGUGCCAUGCCCGUUGCCCCCCUCAGCUUCGGCUCCAGCCGGCCCCACCCCUGGCCCAUGGGGUUCGGCCUCCCAACACUCUGGGCCUUGGCAGCCUCUCACGCUCCUCGGGGGCGCCAUUGCCCGGCUUCCAGAGCCGGCUCUCCCUCGCCCCUCCCUGCCCAGCUGACCCGACUGGACUCCACCGCAGCCCUGUAACGUGCCAGCUCCUGGGCUGACGGGGCCCGGGGAGGGUACACGGGCCCCCCCAGAGGGGCUCGCCAGGGCCACGUGAGGGACUCCUGGGACUGUCUGCCCCUCCCUCGAGAGUUCCUGCAUUUGAGGCUUUCAUCUGCCCUCUCCAUUUCUGGGGGGAUUCUCCUCGUUCCCCCCAAACUAGGCCUGGCUGGGCCCAGGACUCAGACUCUCUGGGCCCAGAGGGAAGAUGGGUGUGGGUGACCGGGCCAGGCCUCCAGAGCCCGCGGCUCCCUGGGGGAGCAGUUGGUAUCAGCAGGGCCACGGUGGCUGGGCCCACUGUCAGGCAGGGCCGAGGGUUUUGUUCUAAAGGCUCCAAGACCCUCAGGCUUCCAGGCCAAGCAUUUCUGCAUAUUCAAAAGGGGAUAAAAGGGGAAACCAGAGUGUUAAGGAUUGCAUUUGGAGCCAAGCGCCCAUGCUGCGGGCAGGACAGGGGCAGCGUGGCCUCUGGAGGCAGAGGGGGGGUGGCUGGCCUCUGGGGGCAGGGGCGGCGUGGGCUCUGGGGGCAGGGGUGCAAGGCAGGGGUGGAUCACCUCUAGAGGCAGGUGUGGCCUCUGGCCACCUGUCCUGGGUUCCGGAGCUCCUCCUGCCCCGCUGAGGGAAGCGUUUUGUAUGUUGGCCCCUUUUGGACUUAAUUGUGUUCUUUGACCUCUUCUUCCCAUUAAAGCUGUUUUCACUGC